Podarcis lilfordi (Lilford's wall lizard) is the source of this 1449-nucleotide messenger RNA. NCBI's taxonomy places the organism in Eukaryota, Metazoa, Chordata, Lepidosauria, Squamata, Lacertidae. The record is from the annotation of a GenBank genome assembly.
AUGGCGGAUGCUCUCUCCCGUAAGCCGCAGUAUCUGGAGGAGGCAACGCCAGCGGCCGCCAUGCACAUCUUCGCACCGACAGUGUGGGCGUGCACGGCGGCAACAGUUGACCUGGAGGCGGUGCGACGAGCGUUGCAGGAUGACUCCUUCGCGCAAGCAAAGAUGGCAGAGGCGCACAGGGGCACGGCAGCGACCGACGAGUUCCAGCUGCGAGAUGGUUUGCUCAUCCGUAAAGGGGCCAUCUACGUGCCGGGAGACGAACUUCGCGCCAAGGUACUGCAGCAGCUGCACGACGCGCCCACUGCCGGGCACUUUGGCAAGGAGAAGACGGUGGAAUUAGUAGCCAGAGACUUCUGGUGGCCAGGAAUGAGAGGGGAAGUCGCGGACUACGUGGCGAGGUGUGACACCUGCCAGAGGGCCAAACCAGUGCACAGACCGCCGGCCGGAUUGCUGGAACCGCUGCAAACUCCGUUCGAACCAUGGGAGAGAGUGGCCCUGGACUUUGUCACGGAUCUGCCCAGCUCGAGGGGCAAGACGGCUGUGCUGGUGGUGGUGGACUUGUUCUCCAAGAUGGCACAUUUCAUUCCGUGUGCGAAGGUGGCCACGGCGGAACAAACAGCCAAACUGUUCAUAGACCACGUGUUCAAGGUUCACGGUCUGCCGCGGUCUAUUCUGUCCGACCGAGGGCGACAGUUCAUCUCGAACUUCUGGCAGAGGCUGAUGGGCUUCCUGAACGUCAAGAUCAACCUGGCGUCGGCUAGACACCCGCAGACCAAUGGGCAAGCGGAGCGGGUCAAUGCCAUCAUGCAGCAGUACCUGAGAUGUUAUGCGAAUCAACAGCCUGCGACGUGGGUGGAUUACCUGCCUCUCGCCGAGUUCGCCUACAACAACACGAAGCACGUGUCCACGGGGGUCACGCCGUUCUUCGCCAACAACGGGAGGCACCCCAGAACCUUCCCGGGACUGGAAAGAAUGGGGGAGGGGGAGCCGCAGACAGCAGAUGCAUUCGCGUCGGAGUUGCAGGAGGUCCACGAUCAGCUGCGGCGGCACCUGGAGCUGGCUAAACACGCAUACAAGGUACAAGCGGACAAACACAGAAGGGUUGGCGAAGAGAUCCAUGUGGGAGACUGGGUCUGGUUAGCAGCCCACGCAGUGCCGGCCAGGUCGUUGGCGAAGAAGAAACUAGGGCAUAAACAACUGGGGCCCUACCAAGUCGAAGAACAGGUCAACCCGGUGGCUUUCAGGCUGGCUCUUCCGGAGGGUUCCAGGAUGCAUCCGGUGUUCCACAGAUCGGUGCUCACUCCAUACAAGGCACCUCACAGGUUUCAGGAACCAGGAACGGCACCGGGUCCGCUCCGAGAGAGAACCGGGCAGGGGGGAGUGGCACGGGAGGAGCGCAUCAACGAAGCCACGGAGAUUUUGGACUCCAGAUGGGGGAAGAGGGGGUAG